Molecule: messenger RNA, 384 nt
Organism: Meloidogyne enterolobii
Lineage: Eukaryota; Metazoa; Nematoda; Chromadorea; Rhabditida; Meloidogynidae
Source: the annotation of a GenBank genome assembly
AUGGAGCUAAUUAUCAAUUCUAACUUCCCAGGGGUAAAUAAGGAUAUUUUCCCUCAAGGCCUUUUAUGUGAUAACAUUAUGGUCCUUGAGGUUUUGUUACAGUUAAUUAGGAGAGGAAAAAGGUAUGGGAUUUGUUUUGGUAAACUUAUCACGUCCAUGUUCUUUAAGAAUAAGUUGAGUUGCUUGAGUUCAUGGUUUUCUAAUGACAUGUGGAGGAGUCAAUGUAAUAGUUGGAUUAAUUAUUGUUGAAUUUGUAGUUAAUAAUUGGAGUAGAAAAUAUAAUAUUAAGAUUAAUUUGAGAAAUGCGCGUAAAAAAUAGAAGUGAGAGAACGGGGGAGGGGUCAAUUAGUGGGGAUGGAGGAGGGUUGAAGGGGGAAGUAGUGU